This is a messenger RNA of Fukomys damarensis (Damara mole-rat), 1140 nucleotides long. RefSeq names its product pirin (gene Pir). Lineage: Eukaryota; Metazoa; Chordata; Mammalia; Rodentia; Bathyergidae. Gene Ontology annotation, cellular component: nucleus. The coding region runs from base 94 to 966 and encodes 290 amino acids. The transcript is spliced from 10 exons. The record is from RefSeq and is a predicted model, not a curated record. Gene Ontology annotation, biological process: monocyte differentiation. Gene Ontology annotation, molecular function: quercetin 2,3-dioxygenase activity.
CUGGCCUGGGCGGAGCGCCAGGCCAAAGGACUUUAGAGCUGAGCCGGGAGAGGCGCAGGGCGGGGCGACAGGAUCCGAGCCUAGGACCUUGACAUGGGCUCCUUGAAGAAGGUUACUCUCUCAGUGCUCAGCCGGGAGCAGUCCGAAGGGGUUGGAGCACGGGUCCGCAGAAGCAUCGGCAGGCCUGAGUUAAAAAAUCUGGAUCCAUUUUUACUGUUUGAUGAAUUCAAAGGAGGUAGACCCGGAGGAUUUCCUGAUCACCCACAUCGAGGUUUUGAAACAGUAUCAUACCUUCUGGAAGGGGGCAGCAUGGCUCAUGAAGACUUCUGUGGACACUGUGGUAGAAUGAACCCAGGAGAUCUGCAGUGGAUGACUGCAGGCCGGGGCAUUCUGCAUGCAGAGAUGCCUUGCUCAGAGGAGCCGGCCCAUGGUCUACAGCUGUGGGUUAAUUUGAGAAGUUCAGAGAAGAUGGUGGAGCCUCGGUACCAGGAACUGAAAAGUGAAGAAAUCCCCAAACCCAGUAAGGAUGGUGUGACAGUUGCUGUCAUCUCUGGAGAAGCUUUGGGAAUAAAGUCCAAGAUUUACACUCGCACACCAACCUUAUAUUUGGACUUCAAGUUGGACCAAGGAGCAAAGCAUUCCCAGCCUAUUCCUAAAGGAUGGACAAGCUUCAUUUAUACCAUAUCUGGAGACGUGUACAUUGGGCCUGAUGAUGAGCAACAGAAAAUAGAACCUCAUCACACAGCCGUGCUUGGGGAAGGUGACUGUGUCCAGGUGGAGAACAAGGAUCCUGAGAGAAGCCAUUUUGUCCUAAUUGCUGGGGAGCCAUUAAGAGAACCAGUUGUUCAACAUGGUCCAUUUGUGAUGAACACCAAUGAAGAAAUUUCUGAGGCCAUCCUUGAUUUCAGAAAUGCAAAAAAUGGAUUUGAAAGGGCCAAAACCUGGAAAUCAAAGAUUGGAAACUAGUGAAGAGCCCAAGAGAGCUCUCCAUUCUUUUGCCAUUCUUGGUGCCCAGCCAUCGAGGCAUUCAGUCUCCAAAGAUGACUUAGCUGGUGUUUCUGAAGGGAUUUCACAUUAAAGUGAUAACAAGAUUUUUGUGGCAAUGUAUGUAGGAUAUUUCCUGGUACAUGCAAAUAAACC